This is a messenger RNA of Anopheles nili, 2891 nucleotides long. RefSeq names its product glutamate--cysteine ligase (gene Gclc). Gene Ontology annotation, biological process: glutathione biosynthetic process. The record is from RefSeq and is a predicted model, not a curated record. The transcript is spliced from 4 exons. Gene Ontology annotation, molecular function: glutamate-cysteine ligase activity. Lineage: Eukaryota; Metazoa; Arthropoda; Insecta; Diptera; Culicidae. Gene Ontology annotation, cellular component: glutamate-cysteine ligase complex. Bases 1 to 1950 code for a protein of 649 amino acids.
AUGGGUUUGCUAAGCGAAGGAAGUCCUCUAACGUGGGACGAAACCAAAGCGCUAGCGCAACACGUUCGCGAACAUGGCAUCGAGCAGUUCAUCAAUCUAUUCGCCCGCUUGAAGGAUCGCCAGGGCGACGUACUGAAAUGGGGCGAUGAAGUGGAGUACAUAAUCGUCCGCUUCGACGACGAACAGCGUGCUGUGCAAGUUUCGCUAAGAGCGCAAGAAAUUCUCGCCAAGCUAAACGAAAAAGAAGCCGCAGAUCCGCAGGGAGUCAAAUCCCUCUGGCGCCCGGAGUACGGGGCAUACAUGGUCGAGGGCACCCCAGGCAAGCCAUACGGAGGUCUGUUGGCUCACUUCAACGUCGUCGAAGCAAACAUGCGCUACCGGCGCAUGGAGGUGGCGGCCCUACUGCCGGAAAACGAAAUGGUCAUGUCAAUUACGAGUUUUCCGCGGUUGGGAUGCCCCGGAUUCACCUACCCACCGGCCGUACCAACGCCGGACGAUGAAGCAUGUGCAGCUCGGUCCAACUUUUUCCCCGACGAAGCCAUCUUUCCGGGUCAUCCGCGGUUUAAGACGCUUACACGCAACAUCCGCCAGCGACGCGGCGAGAAGGUGUCCAUAAAUCUGCCGAUCUAUCCUGAUCGGCUUACAAAAACGCCCGUCGAAGGAAGCAUCCCAUCCCAUCCGGCCCACGUGCACAUGGACGCGAUGGGCUUUGGAAUGGGAUGUUGCUGCCUGCAGCUAACAUUCCAGGCAUGUAACAUCAGCGAAGCGCGAACAUUGUAUGACCAGUUGACACCAAUGUGUCCAAUAAUGCUCGCACUGACGGCAGCUAGUCCGGCCUACCGAGGACACUUGACGGAUGUGGACUGCCGGUGGAAUGUUAUAUCGGCAUCGGUGGACUGCCGGACGCGAGAGGAACGCGGUGAGGUACCGCUAAAGCACGACCGUUUCCGCAUUUACAAAUCGCGCUACGAUUCAAUCGAUUCCUAUUUAUCGCCAGCAGGAGAGAAGUACAAUGACGUGCCUUUGGUGCUUGACGAAACGCUGUACAAGCGGCUCCGCGAAGGCGACAUUGACCAUUUGUUGGCGCAGCAUAUUGCGCACCUCUUCAUCCGCGAUUCAGUCUCGCUGUUCAGCGAAAAAGUGCACCAGAACGACCGUGAGGAUACCGAUCACUUCGAGAACAUUCAGUCGACCAAUUGGCAAACGAUGCGCUUUAAGCCACCACCGCCAAACUCGCCAAUUGGGUGGCGCGUCGAGUUCCGACCGUGUGAAGCCCAGCUGACCGACUUCGAGAAUGCCGCCAUCGUGUGCUUCAUCGUGUUGUUGACGCGUGUCAUCCUGUCGUAUCAGCUCGAUUUUCUUAUUCCCAUCAGCAAGGUGGAUGAAAACAUGCAAAAUUCGCAGAAGCGUGGUGCCGUGCUGACGGAGCGGUUUUGGUUCAAGAAAAACAUCACCGCCAUUCCGCCGACAGGCCAACCACAGCAUGAAGCGCCAGGACAGACCCAUGAGCAACCGCAACAGAAUGGCGUAAUUGACGAAUCGGCUGGUUCGGGGUCCGACGAAUAUGAACUAAUGACAAUCGAUCAGAUUAUUAACGGCAAGGAGGGAUUUCCAGGGCUGGUGCCACUGAUUAACAGCUACCUAGGUUCGAUGGACGUGGAUGCCGAUACGCACUGCACGAUUCAGCAGUACCUGAAGCUAAUACAGAAGCGUGCUUCUGGUGAGCUACUGACGACCGCGACCUGGAUUAGGAAUCAGGUCGUCUCACAUCCUGAAUACAAAAAUGAUUCCAUCAUCAGUGAGGGCAAUUGUUACGACCUGUUGCGUAAGGCAAAGGACAUCCAGGACGGCGUGCUGGCGUGCCCCGAACUGUUGGGCAAUAAUAUCAGCUCAAAAACCACGGAUAACAUUCCGGCAGCCAUUGAGAAGCACCUCACCAAACGGUGUUAGUAGUUUCAGUUGCAGCGUGUAUUUUGUGUGCGCUUAAUAGUAACUUUUAUUACCGUGCCCAGACGCCUCACGAAGGUCGCCUGACCCGUCGUGAGUGCAGAAAAGUUGUUUUACUGGCGCCGAACCGAAUGCGGGUAUUUCGAUGUUCAAUGUUAGAUUGAAUCGCCAUUCACACUACAUGUGGCUGUUAGGGCUGCGAUAAAUUGGCAAUGAUUGGAUACUGCGUGAUACUGCAUUUCUUGCCGUGGCUUUUCAAGGGUCUCAUAUGCCCUGCACCAUUCCCGAACAGGAAGGCUGAGGGCUGUUUUUCAUUUGAUUAUUCGUUGUUAUUAUUGUUUCAUCGUGCUUAUUUUUGCCAAUCUCCAGGAGAGGAGAAACUCGCCUUGAUGUAUCGUUUACAGUAGAUUAUAGUAUGUUUGUUAAGUUUACAACGAUGUCGCAUUGCUGAGAGAAUAUGCUCUGUUGUGCCGAAAGCAUUUUGAACAUCUUUCUUUGCGUUUUUCAAACCACAAGACUAAAACACUCAUGUCCUGAUUUGCAAGUUCCAAAGAUGUUUUCUCAGAACCGUAAUUGUAUACUUGCAAAAACUGGCAAGUGUGAAAACAUCGACGAAUGAAAAACUGAAGAUGAAACAUAGACGAAAUCGGCACUCUGAGGUAUCACAUUUACGAAGAGACCUGAAAAGAUCCAUAUGCUGAGGUUAAUGAUAAAGGAAAAUGAAGUAGUUGUGAAAAUGGACCAUGUCCAAUCGAUCGCUCACUGCAUUGUACAUCGAUCAUCGACAAUGAUGAACCCACUGCGGUGGCUGCUUUGCGAAAGCAGUUCGUCCGCAGAGGUUUUAGAAUGGUUGACUGAAAAUUUCCAGGGCAGCACAGAACAAAUUGUUAUACAGACAUAUACAUAGAUUUAUAUUAGAUUUUAAAUAAAACACAUUAUGGUUU